Capsicum annuum is the source of this 2163-nucleotide messenger RNA. Its product is annotated as methyltransferase FGSG_00040. The record is from RefSeq and is a predicted model, not a curated record. Gene Ontology annotation, molecular function: protein binding. The transcript has a single exon. The coding region runs from base 317 to 1918 and encodes 533 amino acids. Lineage: Eukaryota; Viridiplantae; Streptophyta; Magnoliopsida; Solanales; Solanaceae.
AUAUUCACAUAUCCCGGAGGGGACUCUAAUCAUAUAAAAAGGAAAAGUUAGGUAAAGAAAGUAAAAACAACACUAGCCGUUACCACAUCACCCGUGAAACAUAAUAAAUUCGACCGUUACAUUCCAUCAACAUUCAAAUAAUUUCAACCAGCAUAAACCAAAACACAACACUCACAAAGAAAAAAAAAAUUACUUACAACAACAACCACAUACCAAUUACAAUCCCGCAAAGUAGGGUCGGGAGGGGUAGAGUGUACGCAGAUGUACCACUACAUUAGAUAGAGAGACUGUUUGUUUCCGAUAGAUACAAAAAAAAAUGGAGCAAGAAGAAGAUAGAAUCCAAGAUCUCAGAUCCAAAGCCACUGAACUUUUCCUAAGAAAAGAAUGGAAACACUCCAUUGAUGUUUACACUGAAUUAAUAUCCCUUUACCAUGACAAAAUCUCAAACCCCCACCAAAAAAAUCUCGAAAAGCUCAAAAAAUCCCUCUGUUUAGCUCUCUGUAAUCGCGCUGAAGCUAGACUAAAUCUUCAAGAUUUUGCUCAAGCCUUAAAGGAUUGUAACGAAGCAUCACGAGUAGAAAACACCCAUUUCAAGACUCUUGUUUGUAAAGGUAAGAUUUGGCUAAGUCUCAAUAGAUACGCGUUGGCGUUAGAGUGUUUUAAAGAAGCAAAUCUUGAUAACCACGAGUUAGAAAACUCUGAAAUACUUAAUCUGUAUUUAGAUAAGUGUAAGAAGUUUGAGUUUCUAUCAAGAACGGGCGCGCUUGAUGUAUCUGAUUGGGUAGUUAACAAGUUUGAAGGAAAAUCACCUGAGUUAGCAGAGUACAUUGGUUCCAUUGAGAUCAAGAAAUCGGAGAUCAGUGGCCGGGGCUUGUUUGCAACGAAGAAUGUUGAUUGUGGGAACUUGUUGUUGGUUACAAAGGCGGUUGCUAUUGAAAGGGCGAUAGUACCUGAAUCGAGUUUUGAAGGUGCUAAGGAGCAAGCUCAGUUAGAUAUGUGGAAGAGUUUUAUUGAUAAGAUUAUGGAAUGUAUCAAGAGAUGUAAACGCACGUGUGAUUUGAUGUGUAGGUUAUCGAAUGGUGAGAAUGAGGAUGGUUUGGAGGUUCUUGAUAUCGAUAUGUUUAGGCCUGAGGCGGUAGAUAGUAGAUUUUGUAAUACGAAGAUUGAUGAUAAGGAGAAGUUGCUUAACAUUCUUGAUGUUAAUUCCCUUGUUGAGGAGUUGGUUUCCACGAAAAUUCUUGGCAAAUACAAUGAUGUCCAUGGCAUUGGACUGUGGUUAUUGGCUUGCUUCAUCAACCAUUCUUGUGAUCCCAAUGUGAGGCGUUCCCACAUUGGUGAUCACGUGAUGAUUCAUGCUACUAGAGAUAUAAAAGCAGGCGAAGAGCUUACUUUCGCCUACUUUGAUGUGUUUUCGCCCUUCAGGGAUCGCGAGGAGAGGGCGAAAGCCUGGGGUUUUGUGUGCAAAUGCAAAAGGUGUAAUCUUGAAAAGGGUGUUUGUUCAAAUCAAGAAAUGAUGGAAAUGGAGAUGUUUCUUGGUAAAGGAGUAGACAACGGAGGCGUAGUUUAUCGCUUGGAGGAAAGUAUGAGGAGAUGGAUGGUAAGGGGAAAAGGGAAAGGGUACUUGAGGUCAUCGUUUUGGCAAGCGUAUACGGAUGUAUAUGAUUCAGAAAGAUUGUCGAGGAAGUGGGGGAGCAAGAUACCGAUGAUGGAAAAUGUGUUGGAUAGCGUUGUCGAUGCAGUGGGAAGUGAUGAGAGAAUUGUGAAGUUGUUGAUGAGAGGAUUGAAGAGGAAAAAUGGACAUAAAGGGAAUGGAAUUCUUGAGAUGGAAAAAGCAAUGAAGUUAGGAAGGGGAUUGUAUGGAAAGAUAAUGAAGAAACAAACAUUGAAGACUAUACUAAUUCAGCUUGGUGGUAACUAAUGCUGAUGUUUUCAUUCUUUCUUGUUCAGUUCUAAGUAUUUUAGAUAUUGUUGGAUGCGCGCAGAUUAGGGUAGAAGGUUAGUAGGUAGUUGAGGGUUCUCUCUCGUGUAGUAGUUGUGUACUUCUACUAGUAUGGGAAUGGAUUGUACUCUCUGGUUUCUUGAUCCUUCAAUUUCUGUGACUAUUCAUUGUUCCUUGUACUUCUAUUAUCGUAUUAUUUUGUUGUAGUUACUUGUUUUUUUUCA